Synchiropus splendidus (mandarinfish) is the source of this 1914-nucleotide messenger RNA. RefSeq names its product cilia- and flagella-associated protein 52-like. The record is from RefSeq and is a predicted model, not a curated record. Gene Ontology annotation, molecular function: protein binding. Gene Ontology annotation, biological process: cilium assembly. NCBI's taxonomy places the organism in Eukaryota, Metazoa, Chordata, Actinopteri, Syngnathiformes, Callionymidae. Bases 55 to 1914 code for a protein of 619 amino acids. The transcript is spliced from 14 exons.
GUCAGAACAAGGAAAUUAAUUUAAAAUACAAUUUCUUUUUUUGUCUUGUCAACAAUGGCUUCGGAGACGCAGGGGGUCGCUAACCUUGAAUUAGAGUCUGCCAUUGGAUUCAACGGUCGCGUGUUCUCUGGUCUCUGGCUUCAUCCCGACAAAGAGAACCUCGUCUAUCCUCUGGGAAACACUGUCAUCAUCAAGAGGGUGAAAGAUGGGAAGCUGGAGUUCCUGCAGGGCCACACAGACAACGUGACCUGUGUUGCUGUUUCCAGAAAAGGCUCUUUUAUUGCCUCUGGACAGGUGAACUUCAUGAAUCACAAGGCUCCUCUCAUAAUUUGGGAUUAUGCAAACCGGGCCAUCUAUGCCCUAUGGGAACAUCACAAGACAAAGGUAGAAGCUUUGGCAUUCUCUCCAAAUGAAAAGUACCUGGUUUCCCUCGGAGGUCUGGAUGAUGGCAGCAUUGUGAUUUGGAACAUUGAGACAAAGCGUGCAAUCUGUGGAUGUCAAGCUUCCGCUCAGCAUGUCGGUCAGUGCUUCACCGUUCGCUACUCAAACACAAAUGACAACAUUUUCGUCUCAGCCGGGAAUGAGACGCUGCGUGUCUGGGAGCUGGAUGUCGCCAGCAAAAAAAUCAUCCCCACUGAGUGUAGAACUGACAAGCUGAAAAGAGUUAUGAAAUGCAUCGAGAUCUCAGAGGACGAUCAAUACAUUUUCUGCGGCACCACGACGGGCGACAUAAUGAAAAUCAACAUGAACAUGAGACGCCUGAGCGGCUGUGGUCCUGUCAAAACCAAGUACAACCUGGGAGUCAGCGUCAUAAAGAUACUGAAGUCAGGUGACCUAAUUGUCGGGUCUGGAUCUGGCACUGUCGCGCUAUGCUCUGGGUCAAACUUCAGAACUCUUAAAAAAGUCCAGGUGGAAAAGCGGGUGACCUCGAUCACGAUGACUGGAGGUGAUCAGAAGUGUGUCAUCGGAACCGAGGCUUCCCAUAUAUACGGGUUCCACUGUGAAGAGUUCAAAACUGAGCUCUUAACCUCCUGUCCGACCAGAGCUGUCAAAGAUGUGGCCAUUCCCUUCGGAACGUCUGAGAUUUUCGCCACCUGCUCUGAGGGCGACAUUAGACUGUGGAAAAUCAACAAGUCAAAGGAGCUGCUGAGAAUCACUGUGCCCAACAUGACAUGUAACUCCCUGGAGUUCAUGAUGGACGGACACAGCAUCAUCAGUGCCUGGAACGAUGGCAAGAUUCGGGGCUUUGGGCCGGAAAGUGGAUGUCUGUUGUUCAUCAUUCAUAAUGCACACAGUAAUGGGGUCACUGCUGUCGCCGGAACCAAAGACAGCAAGAGGAUUGUCAGCGGAGGCGGAGAGGGCCAGGUGUGCGUUUGGGAGCUGACGCAGCCGAAGCCUCGACUUCUUCAGUUCAUGAAAGAACACAGAAGCUCUGUGAAUUGCAUCAAAAUCAAAAGCGAUGAUAAGGAGUGUGUCUCGGUCAGCUCUGACCGUACCUGCAUCAUAUGGGACUUAGAGCGAUUUGUCAGCCGUCAGUUGGUGACAGCCAACUCCAUGUUCCAGACGGUGUGUUACCACCCAGAGGAGUUCCAGAUGAUCACAAGCGGCACUGACGGAAAGGUCACCUUUUGGGACUUGCACCUAGGGACAGCCAUCAGGGAGAUGGUGGUGACGCAGGGUGGAGCCAUCAACGCCAUGGACAUUACACAAGACGGCAAACACUUUGUGACAGGUGGGAACGACAAGGUGGUGAAGGUGUGGGAUUACAUCGCGGGUGAAAUGACCCAUGUUGGCAUCACACACGGUGGGACAAUCACCAGUGUGAAGAUCUGCUCCAACAACCGGACCCUUAUCAGCACCAGUGAAGACGGAGCCAUCCUCCGCUGGAAAUUUCCUUUUCCCCUUUCUUCAUAA